UGUUGUUACUGGUUGGGAGGGAAGAGAGAGAAAGAGACACACACAGAGAGAGUUGAGUCGUGUCCCAUAUGUGGAAAAAAAGCAUAGUACUGCACACACAAGCCUGUCUGCUCCAGGGAUUAUCUAACUGCUUUUGAAUCUGACGUGGAAAAUGCAGGCAUGAGUAGGAACACAUUUGUUUGAGUCCCAAUGUGAGUGCAGGCCAGCGAUGGACUACAGCCGUACAGACGCUAACCUGGGUUUGACCGCAGAACUGUUACCGUAAUCGAGACCAGAUCCACAGAAUGCUGAGUCCCAUUGUUCCCUAUAGCCUAUUGAAGAUGCACUGGAACCCGGAGCAUGCACAGCCCCUGAGCCAGUGGCCUGAGCAGCAUUUGGACGUGUCCUCCACCACCUCAUCCCCGGCCCACAAGCCUGAGCUCUACCCCAGCCGCAGCCGUAGCUCCUACAGCUAUGCCUGGGCAAAUGAUGACAUCUCAGCCCUUACUGCCUCCAACCUGUUGAAGCGAUACGCUGAGAAAUACUCUGGCAUGCUAGACUCACCGUACGAACGCCCUGCUGUGGGCACAUACCCUGAGCCUGGAGCCUUUGGGGCUCUUAACGGAGGCCAAAAAAGUGAACUGGAGCCUUGGCCUCUCACGCACAGCACUGACGGGGGAUAUCCCUUGGUGCCUCCUUCCUCUCAUGAUGGUCUAUCGGGACAAAAGGUGGUUCCCACAUCAGCAGGCCAACCAGGCUCGGGCAACGUGUCAGCAGUUAACAUCAACCUUUCGGACUCAGGAUACAGUGGGAGCAGCUCCUGCAGUGGGCCCCAUUCCAGUGACUACCCGCCCAGUUACAAUGGCACCUACCUCUCAUCAGGGUACUGUCCCCAACCCAGUUCAGCACUUCCACCAGCCUCAUUACAUGCCCUUCAGCCUAGCCCUACACUACUACCCAGUUACACACCUUCCACCCCUGUAUACAACUACCCCCCUAGCACCUACUCUCACCAGACUAGCCUUGCUCCUAGCUACAUCCAUCCAACAGCCACUUACAUGCCCACGGGCAUAGCCGCCCCCUCUCCACUUCCAUCAAGACCCACAGUGGUUGGUGGCAAUUAUGUAUAUCAGAACAGUAGUUUAGGGGGAUCAGAGACUGGGGGCUCUCUGAAGAGAAAAGCAUUUGAGAUGACCCUGGAUGAGGAAGAUGGAGACAGUUCACGCUAUAGGAAAUAUAGCUAUGACCCCAUAAAAACUGGGGGAGAUUCUCCAUAUGGGGUCAGUGAAAAAGCUGAGUGCCGUGGAAAUGGCUUCGGAAUGGGCAACACAGAUCCUCAAGCAUUUAAGCCUAGUAAACCUUCAUCUCAGUCAAGCCUGGAAGGAGAGGAAGUGGGGAAGUACAGUGGGCUAAAGCCAUUGGUUUCACCAGCGUAUGGAGCCGCAGGGGAUUACAGUCCACCCGCAGCCAUGACUGGGGAGAAUGGAGGGGCGGAGCAAGACUUCUCCCAGCAUCAUUCUCAGAAGCGCUCCGAUCCAGUGAAAAGCAUGGAGCCCCGAAUGCUGGAGCUAGUAAGCCAGGAACUUCAAGAUUGCAGCCCAGCUUUGCUUUGGAGUGAACUAGCUGGCAACUGUCACAUCAAAGCAGCACUGGAGGAGGACGUGCUGUGGCCUGUCCUGCGACCCAACCCUGCCAUCCGCCCACCCAGAACUGUCCUGCUGUUUGGCCCUCAAGGAGGGGGCAAAGCAACACUGGUAAGAUCCAUGGCAUCUCAACUGGGUGCUAGCUUCUAUAGGCUGAGUUGCGCAACUUUGGCCUCUAAACUGAAAGGAGAAGCAGAGCAACUUCUUGUCACUCUGUUCUCGGUAGCAUCAGCCCGACAACCAGCUGUGGUUUUGCUCAGCGAGGUGGAGGCCGUUGAGGAGGAAGGUCUCAGACAGCAACUGCAGGCCCAGCUAGAGAAGAUUCAACAUGGUCAGAGCAGCUUGGUUCUGGUUGUGUGCACCACAAGACGGCCUGAUUUGAUCAAAGAUUCCCUCUUGCGCUGCUUCUCCAAGCGUUACCACAUAGGCCUGCCAGAUGGAAGCACACGCAGACAUGUGCUUCUGCAGGCGCUGGCGCCCCAAGGCUUCACUCUGGGUGAAAGGGAGAUGUCAGCAGUACUGCAGCGUUCAGAAGGCUUCUCUGUCUGGGAGCUGCUGCAACUCUGCCAGCAGGCCCUGGCGUCAGCUGCUGCCUCUGCACCCGUGCCCUUGCAUGGUCUCUCUUCAUCCCUUUCUUCCCCUACCCUCCAAGACUUUGAAAAUGCUUUCUGUAAGGUACGCCCUCACAGCACCCCCAAAGAACUGGACACUUGUAUGGAGUGGAGCAAGGUUUAUAGCCACUGAGAACCUAGUCAACCACUGGUUGGAGACUGCUAAAUGCUUUUCUUUCUUUCUUUCUUUCUUUCUUUCUUUCUUUCUUUCUUUCUUUCUUUCUUUCUUUCUUUCUUUUUUUUUAACUACUUGCAGCCAAAAGAGUGGGACUUGAAAUUACAGUCUAUGGUGGGGUGGCAUUUUGGAUUUAAUGUGUUUAAUCUAGGGAAUAUGCCCAGGGUGUGUUGUUUUUCUAUAAAUAUACAUAUACUUUAUUUUUUUCCCAAAGAAAUUAAAUACUAGGCCUUUCUUGAAGGGGCAUUUAGUAGUUGCUUGGCAUAUCUGAUAGAAAGACUGAAUUAUAUUUGGGAAUUCCACUGGGAUUCCAAUUAGCCUUGAUCCUGGACUAAACCUGGAGGCUUUUCCCCCAUUAAAAACAUCUCUCAGGAUCCUAUUUAUUGCCAGUCCACUCCAAUGGUGUUGUUUUAUUUGCGUUGAUUUGUUUUAAGAUCAUUUGGUGUUAAAGGGCUUAGGAUAUAUCAAAACGACUUUGUUUGUACCAAAAAUGCUCACCAACAUUAUAAUGUCCAAGUCGCAGCAUUCACCAAAAUGUAUUUACUGUUAUGCAACUCUAAGGGAAGAAAGCAACAGUAUUUUACAAAAUUGAUUGUUAGGCCACGUUCAUAUCUUGUGCACUUUGUCAAAAUGGUCAUUUUACCAAAAGCGUAUGCAUUGCUACCCAAAAAGUAUUAAAAUGCUAAUCCCUAGAAAGUCAGAUAAAAGAAAGGCUUCUUUCUGAACACUUUUUUAAAGGUAAUAAAAAAUGUACCAAAUACAACAAUAUAUAAACAGCCCAUCACAUUCCUCACAAUCUCGUGAGAGCCUUUGCUUAGGACCCUCAAACACAAAAACAAGGGUCCAUGAAUGACUAUUUUCUCUCUUCUGCUUUACUAAGUUUAUUUUAUUAGAAUAUGUAGUCAUGUUUGAAAUACUCAGGAAGAAUCUCUUUACCUCAGAAAUUAUAAAUAAAGAAUGUAUGUAAUCUUAGGGUCUUAGUAGUAGCAUUGAGGUUGGAGGUGAGCAACAGACCUGACACAGACCUGAAUACACACUGCAUCUGUGCUGUUACCUCCUAGGUGAAACUUGAAAUGCUACAAAGACAAACAAUGAAUGUAAUUCAGGUAUUUCAGAGAAAACCUGAUGCCAUAAAUCCAUGUUUUUAACUCUUUAUGAAAAAUUUCCCCUUAUCCUUACCCUUUAUUUUUUAUGUAGAUUUUUGAUGGAGUGAUGAUUGUCUUCAUGAAGUGUUAAUGUAGAUGGCAAACAAGACGUUUGAUUUUGUUGGACAAACUGUUUUCAGAAACCAAGGUAUAAAGCAUAUGACAGUGUCCUUUUAAAACAACCAAUGUAAGUACUUGAGGAAAAAAAAAGGAAACAACCCAAAGAUCAGUAUAUAUAUAUAUUUGGCAGCUAAUCAUGUCUAAUUAUAAAUGUGUUAUACCAUCAUGUAUAAUAUAUGAAAAGGAACACGCUCAACAUGUAGACAAUCCAGAGGGAGCAGCCUGUACCAAUGUCUAAAAUUUUCAGAUUUUUUGUUUAUAAGGUACAUAAAAGUUGCAUGGAGUGAUCAGGUGUCUUCAAAUCAUCACUGCUGAAGAAAAUGAGAUUGAGUUUAUUUAUAUUGUCUGUAGACUGGCUUUUGUGGAUUUUAAAAUUUUGAUCAACUGUGAUGUAACAGCUGCUGAUCACUCCUUAGCCCCAGCACACCCCAUGCUCUUAGCACAAUGGUUUGUCCCCUUGAUUGCUGGCCCUGUACAGCCAUGUGGUGAGCCGAUUUCCCAUCCCCCGUUCCUCUAUCUUACACACGGUCUUUUGGAGAAGCCAUAUUCUGACUGAUGUCUAGUAACCCUAUAGCACUGUUGGGUUCUUCAAGUAAAGCUGGUGGCUUCACUCAUGCCACACAGGUCAAUCAGAAUGACCCUAGGAGCACAUAUUGAUCAUUGUCGAAGAGAUAAAACCUGCAGAACCUGGCAGACUCAGGGACAUCCAAUGUAUACAAAUCUUGUGUAGAAAAAUACAGCACCCGUUUCCAUAAAUUCAAACCAUUUUUAUUCAGAAAUCAUAGGCAAAUACAGAGACUUGGCUGAUUUCAAAACAGGAACACAAAGAUACAGUUUGUCCAACAAAAUUGUCAUUAAUUAGCUGUUUUGAUCUAUUAGUACAGUAAAUUUGUUCUUGGAUCUUGUUCUUGUACAUUUUCUGUAACCAUUUCUACCUCAUUUUUGCAGCAUAUUGUACAUGAAAAUAUUCAUUUCAUGUCUUUUUUUGAUGUCUGUUAUAAAAAUGAUAAUGUUCUUGAACUGUAAUGGUCUACCUCAGAAAAGACUGUAUUUAAAAAAAAAAGUAUUACACAAUAUUAAAGAGAAUAUGUCAAAAA
Messenger RNA from Carassius gibelio (silver crucian carp), 4770 nucleotides. Its product is annotated as fidgetin-like protein 2. Bases 285 to 2366 code for a protein of 693 amino acids. NCBI's taxonomy places the organism in Eukaryota, Metazoa, Chordata, Actinopteri, Cypriniformes, Cyprinidae. The transcript has 3 exons. The record is from RefSeq and is a predicted model, not a curated record. Gene Ontology annotation, molecular function: ATP binding; ATP hydrolysis activity; microtubule severing ATPase activity.